Molecule: messenger RNA, 2275 nt
Organism: Odocoileus virginianus texanus
Lineage: Eukaryota; Metazoa; Chordata; Mammalia; Artiodactyla; Cervidae
Gene: ANXA4
Product: annexin A4
Cellular component (GO): cytoplasm
Molecular function (GO): calcium-dependent phospholipid binding; calcium ion binding
Source: RefSeq, a predicted model, not a curated record
GGGACAACCAGGAACUUGGGCUCAGUCUCCUCCCCGAAGCGGGGCGGGUCCGUCCGGAAUAAGACCCGCUGCCCGGCCCUGCCUGGGUGUGAUCUCCGUGGCAGCAGAGAACGGGCGCCGUCCCAUCUCGGUCUCUGGGUACAAUGCCUGGCACAUGGGAAUCUGUUAUUACUGUGAGAUCCAUGAACUGAGCCUGCGAAUGGCCCAGUCUUACUCUGUGGUCGUGGCUUUGACCAGCUGGAGACUCUGGAACCAAAGAGGUUAUUGCUUUUCAACAAUCUGCCCAACUUUAAGUGCUUCCCAAAUUGAUGAAAGUCUUCUGUAAGCUGUUGGGAGCGUGUGAGACCUGAGUAACCCACAGCUUUCAGGAAAAGAACUUCUGCUUGACUGACCGAACCGUGACCCUGACAUAGAGUCAUAAUCAUGGCAGCCAAGGGAGGCACUGUCAAAGCCACUUCGGGCUUCAAUGCUGCCGAAGAUGCCCAGACCCUGAGGAAGGCCAUGAAAGGGCUCGGCACAGAUGAAGAUGCCAUCAUCAACGUCCUGGCCUAUCGCAGCACGGCCCAGCGCCAGGAAAUCCGGACAGCCUACAAGACCACCAUCGGCAGGGACCUGAUGGACGACCUGAAGUCGGAGCUGAGUGGCAGGUUUGAGCAGGUGAUCCUGGGGAUGAUGACGCCCACGGUGCUGUACGAUGUGCAGGAGCUGCAAAAGGCGAUGAAGGGAGCUGGCACAGAUGAGGGCUGCUUGAUUGAGAUCCUGGCCUCCCGGACGCCUGAGGAGAUCCGGCGCAUAAACCAGACCUACCAGCUGCAAUAUGGGCGGAGCCUUGAAGAUGACAUUCGCUCUGACACGUCGUUCAUGUUCCAGCGCGUGCUGGUGUCUCUGUCCGCCGGAGGCAGGGAUGAAAGCAACUAUCUGGAUGAUGCUCUCGUGAGACAGGAUGCCCAGGACCUGUAUGAGGCUGGAGAGAAGAAAUGGGGGACAGAUGAGGUGAAAUUUCUAACUGUUCUCUGUUCUCGGAAUCGAAAUCAUCUGUUGCAUGUGUUUGAUGAAUACAAAAGGAUAGCACAAAAGGAUAUUGAGCAGAGUAUUAAAUCUGAAACAUCUGGCAACUUUGAAGAUGCUUUGCUGGCCAUAGUAAAGUGCAUGAGGAACAAAUCUGCAUAUUUUGCUGAAAGGCUUUAUAAAUCCAUGAAGGGCUUGGGCACCGAUGAUGACACCCUUAUCAGAGUGAUGGUUUCUCGAGCGGAGAUUGAUAUGUUGGACAUCCGGGCAAACUUCAAGAGACUCUAUGGAAAGUCUCUAUACUCCUUCAUCAAGGGUGACACAUCCGGAGACUACAGGAAGGUGCUGCUCAUUCUCUGUGGAGGAGAUGAUUAAAAUAAAAUCCAGAAAGCACAGGAAGAUUCCCUACACUUUGAAUUCUUUUUAACUUAAUUUUUCUACACUGCUAUUAGCAUUAUCUCAGAAUGCUUAUUUCCAAUUAAAACGCCUACAGAUGCCUCCUAGGAUAUAGCCUGUAUUAUUAUUCAUCUAUAAUUACCCACUAUGAUGCUUUAAAGCUGUACUUGCAUUUCAAAGCUCAUAAAACCUAAAAGGAGAUUUCAAAUUAGAAAUAAGAAUGUGCUCCAUGUUUUCAACAGAUCUCUUCCUGUUUCUGUUUCACAGAAAUUGGGCUAUAUUACAUUAUUUCAUAUUCUCUUUUUGGUGAAAACUAUUGAAGUGGAAGACCGGAAGACUGUUCUAAAACCUCUUUUAUUCCCUCAUUCUAUUGUUAGAGUGGCUAGUAAUUUCUUGAUUUGAAAUUGUCAGCAUCUAGUUAGUAAGAAUAUCUAUCCAGUUUGCUAUUUUACAGUAAUUGUUUGAAAGCAUCUACACAUCUGCUUUGUUUAGGUUUUCAUCUAAAGUGCUAGUUGAUCUUAGUACUAAGUUCAGCAUUGGAGACUCGCUCCAUCACAUCUUACAUUAAGGUCACUUAGACUCUCCAGGUUGAAGUAUAACAAACUCACUGACUUGUCUGAAUAAAUUCAACUCUGUGUGGUUAUACAGAUCAUAUAUGUCUGACUACCAAACAUAAAUGCUGGACAUUCCACAAUAUUAGGGUUAAUAAUAAUAAUAAUAUAAUAAUAAUGGUCUUAAAGCCAGCUUGAAGAUGAAUGUGAAAAAAUUAAGUGUCAAACUACAUAUUCUGGUGAUGGUGUAGUGCUCUGAAUUUACACAUUUUUGUGCUAAAAAUAAUUUUUAAAAUCAUUUUUAAUUUUGUUGAUUUGAA